AUGACGUCAGCGCGGCGCCGUCGCGGCCGUGACGCGCGGACCUGGCCCGGCCGGGCCGGAACAGGGGCAGCAGCGGCGGCGGCGGCGGCAGACCCGGCCCCGGGAUGGCGAUGUUCCGCAGCCUGGUGGCUUCGGCUCAGCAGCGGCAGCCGCCGGGCGGGCCGGCGGGCGGCGACAGCGGCCUGGAGGCGCAGUACAGCUGCCCGAUCUGCCUGGAGGUGUACCACCGGCCUGUGGCCAUCGGCAGCUGCGGCCACACGUUCUGCGGGGAGUGCCUCCAGCCCUGCCUCCAGGUGCCGUCCCCCCUCUGCCCGCUGUGCCGCCUGCCUUUCGACCCCAAGAAGGUAGACAAGGCUGCCCAUGUGGAGAAGCAGCUCUCGUCCUACAAGGCGCCCUGCAGGGGCUGCAACAAGAAGGUGACGCUGGCCAAGAUGAGGGUGCACGUUUCCUCCUGCAUGAAGGUCCAGGAACAAAUGGCCAACUGUCCCAAGUUCGUCCCCGUGGUGCCCACGUCUCAGCCCAUCCCCAGCGCCGCCCCCAACAGGUCCACCUUCACCUGCCCCUACUGUGGCGCCCGCAACCUGGACCAGCAGGAGCUGCUCAAGCAUUGUGUGGACAACCACCGCAGCGACCCCAACCGCGUGGUGUGCCCCAUCUGCUCGGCGAUGCCCUGGGGGGACCCCAGCUACAAGAGUGCCAACUUCCUGCAGCACCUGCUACACCGGCACAAGUUCUCCUACGACACCUUCGUGGAUUAUAGCAUCGACGAGGAAGCUGCCUUCCAGGCUGCCCUGGCCCUGUCUCUGUCCGAGAACUGAAGGCACAGCCCAGCCCCUGGACCUGAGCCCUCCCACCUCC
Odobenus rosmarus divergens (Pacific walrus) is the source of this 858-nucleotide messenger RNA. RefSeq names its product ring finger protein 166 (gene RNF166). The record is from RefSeq and is a predicted model, not a curated record. Lineage: Eukaryota; Metazoa; Chordata; Mammalia; Carnivora; Odobenidae. Gene Ontology annotation, biological process: ubiquitin-dependent protein catabolic process; protein polyubiquitination. Bases 105 to 818 code for a protein of 237 amino acids. The transcript is spliced from 6 exons. Gene Ontology annotation, molecular function: ubiquitin protein ligase activity.